GAAAGUAAGAAACUAAAGACCUCGCGGAUCUCGCAACUCGUUCUCGUUGUCCUAGGGUCAACCUUUUUCAGCUGUCAAUAUUCCAUAAAACUUGUCCGUCAAUAAAACUAAUGGAUAAUGGAUGAUUCAAAUCAUCUUCAUGACCGAAAUCUCCGCCAGAGAUACAAUCGUCCAGAGUUCGUCCUAGUUGGGAUUAUUAAAGAAGAGCCUUUAGAUGAAGACUUGGUAAGCUCCAGCGCGGGACAGGAACAUAAUGAAGCAGAACUUUCUCCCAAAAUUGAGGAGGAACAGGAAGAGCCUCCCGAUCCCGAGCCAGCAGAAUCAAAUAUUGAAACUAAUGCGCCUUCCGAACCCGAAGAACAGCAGGAAGCUCAAGCCGUGCUGACAGAGCCAAUUGAGGUUAUCUUGCAAAAACUCUCUUCUGUCGGUCGUUACAAUGACCGAGUAAAGUGCCCAUGCUGCUCAAAGGAGCUUGCCAACCGUUGGGUCUUGGCACGACACAUCAAAAGCUUGCAUCUGGUUGCCCAGUGCGACAAAAAACUAAACACUUUCGUGAAACGAGAAUCCAAAGAAAAACAUAUUUGCAAAUUUUGCAACAAAGCAAUGCGUCCUAAAGAAGUUAGCAAGCACAUGCGAGUUUUCCACCCAAAUGACUAUCAACAGCCUGCAAGUAUCAAGCCCAAGCCCUCUUUCUUCUGUGCCCACUGUUCCUACUCGGGACACCGACGCAACCGAAUGGUGCUACACGUGACUGCCAAACAUUUUCCCAAGACGGUGGCGUGCCCUGACUGCCCGGCAAUAGUUGCCACCAGAAAAGAACUCAUAAGGCACAAAUACAGACGACACUCAACGUGGAAUUGCAGUCACUGCGGGAAAAAUGUUUCUAAGGCAAAUUUUACUGCCCACUUGAUCAAGUCCACAUGCCAGUUCUGUGAUGAGGUCUCUAAUUGUUGCGGACAGACUGCCUUACACCGCAAAGUGUGCAAAAAGAAAGCAAUUUGCCCCCACUGCGAGAGAGACUUUCACAACAGGGACAAUCUCAGGAAACAUGUCAUAAUCUGCCCUGUGAGGACUGGAGAGCCAAUGUUUGAAAAGGUUCGCCCAUCCCGCGCAUUCAAAGGUACAUACAAAAAGAAAAAGAAGCGUGGUAUGUUAACAAGGGAGGAUAAACUGGAGGAGGGUGGUGAAUUGUGACAUUUAAGCCAUCCAAGACUGACAAUUAAUGUGCAAUUAUUUUUCAAUUUCCAGAAUGAAAGGCUGGAAAAUUGCUUAAAAAUAAAACAAUUUGGUGUGUGAAACACCAAAUCGUCUGUUUAA
Molecule: messenger RNA, 1317 nt
Organism: Cloeon dipterum
Lineage: Eukaryota; Metazoa; Arthropoda; Insecta; Ephemeroptera; Baetidae
Product: transcription factor Ovo-like 2
Exons: 6
Coding region: 118-1194 (358 amino acids)
Source: RefSeq, a predicted model, not a curated record